AUGAAUGUGGGACGAGCCCACCAGCACAGCUUCCUGACGUGUGAAGAAGAAGGCCUGAGACUGACCAGCAUGCCCGCUGUGGGGAGCUUCGGCAAUGGCAAGAUCCACACCAGACGGCAAAGACACAGCCGCUUCGUCAGCAAGACGGGCCAGUGCAACAUUCACUUCUUAAACAUGGAUGACAAGUCAAGUCGUUACCUAUCGGACAUGUUCACCACUUGUGUGGACAUACGCUGGCGCUACAUGUUCCUGGUCUUCAGCCUGGUGUUUGUGGUGUCCUGGCUGAUGUUCGGCCUGGCCUUCUGGGUCAUCGGCCUCCUGCACGGCGACAUGGAGCACCCCGCCGAGGAUGACGGUUUCGUACCUUGCGUCACGCAGGUCAACACCUUCGUGGCCGCUUUCCUGUUCUCCAUCGAGACCCAAACCACCAUCGGGUACGGAGCUCGGUGCGUGACAGAGGAAUGCCCCGCCGCCGUCUUCAUGGUGGUCUUUCAGUCGAUUGUAGGCUGCGUCAUCGAUGCCUUUAUGAUCGGCGCCAUCAUGGCAAAGAUGGCGCGGCCGAAAAAGCGAGCGGAGACGCUCCUGUUCAGCCGCAACGCAGUCAUCGCCAUGCGUGACGGAAAGUUGUGCCUCAUGUUCAGGGUGGCCAAUCUGAGAAAAAGCCACAUCGUGGAGGCUCACGUGCGAGCCCAGAUGGUCAAGCCUCGUUACACAGACGAGGGCGAGUACAUCCCUCUGGAUCAGAUCGACAUGAACGUAGGCUACGACAGAGGCACCGAUCGCCUCUUUCUGGUCGCGCCAAUCACCGUCAUCCAUGAGAUUGAUGAAGACAGUCCUCUGUUUGGCAUCAGCAAACAAGAUCUGGAGGUCUCCGACUUUGAGAUUGUGAUCAUACUGGAAGGUCUGGUGGAAGCCACCGCCAUGACCACGCAAGCGCGCAGUUCCUACCUGUCCUCGGAGAUCCUCUGGGGUCACCGUUUCGAGCCCCUCAUCUUCGAAGAGAAAAGCCAGUACAGGAUAGACUACGCCUACUUUCACAAGACCUUCGAGGUACCGUCAACCCCAAGGUGCAGCGCCAGGGACAUGGAGGACAGGAAGUUCCCGACUUCGGGGGCUAACUCCUUCUGCUACGAGAACGAGCUGGCAUUCAUCAGCAGAGACGAGGACGAGGAAGCAGACUUUGACAAAGAAGAAGACAGACAGUGUUCUACGGCCCUGCUGAGUGAGCGCAGCACCCCUGAACGGGAUCAAAAAUCAUCCAGUCAAGAAUCGGAGAUUUGA
Messenger RNA from Syngnathoides biaculeatus (alligator pipefish), 1281 nucleotides. RefSeq names its product potassium inwardly rectifying channel subfamily J member 12b (gene kcnj12b). The record is from RefSeq and is a predicted model, not a curated record. Bases 1 to 1281 code for a protein of 426 amino acids. Gene Ontology annotation, biological process: regulation of monoatomic ion transmembrane transport; potassium ion import across plasma membrane. Gene Ontology annotation, cellular component: plasma membrane. The transcript has a single exon. Lineage: Eukaryota; Metazoa; Chordata; Actinopteri; Syngnathiformes; Syngnathidae. Gene Ontology annotation, molecular function: inward rectifier potassium channel activity.